Scophthalmus maximus (turbot) is the source of this 3266-nucleotide messenger RNA. RefSeq names its product myosin, light chain kinase 5 (gene mylk5). Gene Ontology annotation, biological process: protein phosphorylation. Bases 218 to 2902 code for a protein of 894 amino acids. The record is from RefSeq and is a predicted model, not a curated record. NCBI's taxonomy places the organism in Eukaryota, Metazoa, Chordata, Actinopteri, Pleuronectiformes, Scophthalmidae. Gene Ontology annotation, molecular function: protein kinase activity; ATP binding; protein binding. The transcript is spliced from 17 exons.
GAGAGAGAGAGUAACAGUGGCUUGUUGGUUUUAACAGAGGAAGGACGCAGAGCAGAGGAAGGGCCUCCGAGGCCCACUCAGUAGUCCGACUGACACACAGAGAGAGAGAGAGAGAGAGAGGAAGUGUGACAAUCAGCUUGGGAAAUGACUUUGUAAACUUUUUUCUUUUGCUGCUCUUUUCCGCUCAGAGACCCCGGGGCGUUUGAUCAAAACAGACAUGAAUGGCGAUGGCAGCGAACGGCGCUUCGUGUCAACGUUCAGGAUGCAGAUCAAGCCGCCACGUGCAUCGUCUGCACCAGGAGACGGACCGGGAGCCGUUGACCCCCGGGCCUCGGAAGGUCGCGCCGACAGAGAGUCAGACUUCACGUCUAAGACGAGGGCCACGACGAGUAUUAACUGCAACCGCUGUCUCGACUCCUCUUCUCUACGCUCAGGGUCUCCCGGCCUGUCCUCUGGCGAGCAUCUGGAGCCGCCCGUCUUCGUAGAGCCCCUGGGGGACUGCCGCGUGGACGAAGGCGGCGACAUCACACUCCGCGGGGUUCUCGCAGGCAGUCAGCCCAUCAAGGUGUCGUGGUUGCACAAUGGUGAAGUGGCCCGUUUUGGGAAGCCUUCUCUCAGUGGCGGGGGGGAGGUGACCUUCCAGGUGACGGAGUGUCUGCCGGAGGAUGCUGGUGCCUACACCUGCUUGGCAGUGAACGGUGCGGGGAAGACGUCCUGCUGCGCCGCUGUGUGCGUCAGAGACUUUGAAACCAUCUGCGGUGUGCAGACUCACGUCUCAAAGAGCCCCACUUCCGCAUCCAGGGGCAUUAUGGAAAACGGAAGGUCACCGCCGCUUCCCAAAGAUGAGCCCGCUUCCCCUAUGGAGUCUGACAAGCAGAGUCCAGUCUCAUCUCCGAGGGAAGUCAUCCCAAAGAAGAGAGCCGACUCCGGCAGAGGUGCAACAUUACAUUUUGAAAACCCCCCACAGCAGCUCAAGGUGAAGGCGGGACAGCCCGCCCGUCUGUUGUGCCUUUUCAGCGGCAGCCCUCCCGUAGUGUCCUGUUGGAUCAGAAACAAAGAGCAGAUAGCGGACGGUCCAGAGCUGUGGACAGAAAACGCAGAUGGGAGCAGCACACUUGUUAUAGCCGAGACUAAACCACAGCACACGGGUUGCUACACUAUUGUGGUGAGGGACCGCAAGAGCUCAGCGCAACACACGCUCACCCUUUCUGUGAUAGAGAGGCCACAGCCUCCCGCCUCCUCUCCCGUGAUCUCCCGUGUCUCUGCCUCCAGCCUUGUGCUGUCCUGGUCGGGCCCCUGCUACGACGGCGGCAGUGCCGUCCUGGGCUAUGUGGUCGAGGUGAAGAAAGGAGGACGUGGUGUGGCGGGCGACUGGAGCGAACUCACUGCCCAGUGUAAGAGCACUUCAUACAGAGUGUGUUCUGGGCUGCAGCCUCGAGCAGAAUACUGUUUCCGAGUGAGGGCCUACAACACAGUGGGAGCGAGUGAGCCGGGACCAGUGUCACCUGUGGUCAGGAUGGAGCAGAAAGAUUCCGCCAAACUGCGAGAAGAGGAGGCACCUCUAGCCUUCACCUGUGUCACAAUUGACUCGUCCCACAAAGUCACGGACCAAUACAUUUUGCAGGAGAAGCUGGGAAUGGGAAAGUUUGGCCUGGUGUUCAAGCUCACCCACAGAGAGACAGGACGUGUCUGUGCUGGGAAGUUCUACAAAGGCCGACGUGCCAAGGAGAGAGAGGCUGCUUGUAAAGAGAUAGAGUUGAUGAAUUAUCUCCACCACCCCAAACUGGUCCAGUGUCUGGCGGCCUACGACCACAAGCCUGAGAUGGUCAUGGUCAUGGAGUUCAUCGCAGGCGGGGAGCUGUUUGAACGUAUUGUGGACGACAGCUUUGAGCACACAGAGUCCGCCAGUGUGCACUACAUGCAGCAGAUCCUGGAGGGGAUCGCCUACAUGCACGAGCAAAGCAUUAUCCAUCUGGACCUCAAACCCGAAAACAUUGUGUGCGUUGACACCACCGGCACCUCCGUAAAGAUCAUUGACUUCGGCUUGGCCGCCCGACUUGAUGGUAACACGCCUCUGAAGGUAAUGCAUGGGACUCCAGAGUUUGUGGCGCCUGAAGUGAUCAACUAUGAGCCUGUGUGUUUAGCCACUGACAUGUGGAGCAUUGGGGUGAUCUGCUACAUAUUACUGAGUGGUGAGUCUCCAUUCCAGGGCGGCAGCGAUGCAGAGACCCUGGCCUUGGUUACAGCUGCCCAGUGGGAGUUUGACGAGGAGAGUUUUGAUGAUAUAACAGACGAGGCCAAAAACUUCAUCAGUUCCCUGCUCAACAAGGACACCAGGCGCAGGAUGUCCUGUAAAGAGGCCCUUGCCCACCCUUGGAUGGCAGCAUUUGAAGCUGGAGAUGUUCCCACCACCAAGUGUCUGUCCAAGGAGAAGAUGAAGAGGUUUCUAGCCAGGCAAAAGUGGAAGAAAGCAGGUAAGGCCAUGCUUGCCCUAAAGAGAAUGGCUUUACUUACCAAAGGUGAUAGCUCUGGAUCUCCCACCAGCCCUGGAGGAGAAUCACCCCUGAGCCCAGAAGCAGAGCAUGCCCUGCAGUCCCUGGAGAGGCAGAUGCAGGGGCCCCCACACUUCGCCCAGUGCCUGGAGGACCAGACAGUAGCUCAGGGAUCCAGGGCCUGUCUCUCAUGCCACCUCACAGGCUUCCCCGACCCAGAGGUGGUGUGGCUGCGUGGGGAGGAGCCCAUAGUGGAGUCCCCCACAGUGCAGAUAGAGUAUGAGGAAGAUGGCCGCUGUACCCUGGUCCUAGCCAAAGUUGGCGCCGAGGACACCAAUGUUUACACGUGCAGAGCCACCAACAACCAUGGGGAGACGUUCUGCUCAGCCAACCUCACCGUCAAAGAGUAGAUUCAUUACAUCUAUGUAGGCUUACCAUACAAAACAGAUGUAUAUAUAUAUAGAUAUAUAUAUCUAUAUAUAUAUAUAUAUAGAUAUAUAUAUAUAUAUAUAUAAUUAAUGCUUUGAACUCUUGCACUGAACAUUCUUGCUUUAAUUCAAAUGGGAACCAAACUAUCCAUCCAGUACUGUGGCUGGAAAUAUGUAAUAGAAGUAUUACAAAAAUGUAUGAAGAAAAGAAAACACUGUUACAGAGCUACAAACAUAUACAACGGUUAUUUCUGCAUGGGACUGUACACAUAAACAGCAUUAGAAUAUAAGUUUCAAAACUAUCACCUGGAAAUAUGAAUAAAGUGAGACGUCCCUUUUUCAGCAA